This is a messenger RNA of Mercenaria mercenaria, 1831 nucleotides long. Its product is annotated as fibroleukin-like. NCBI's taxonomy places the organism in Eukaryota, Metazoa, Mollusca, Bivalvia, Venerida, Veneridae. The transcript has a single exon. The coding region runs from base 161 to 1696 and encodes 511 amino acids. The record is from RefSeq and is a predicted model, not a curated record.
CUCGUUCUCCUAUCAUAUGAUAGUCACGGAGCUGUUUUUUUCUGACAAAUAUAUAGCGGUGAAGAGUUCUCUAGCAAUUUUCUGUGAAAGACGGAUCAAAUGCAUCUGAAGACAUCAAAUUGUUUAUUUGGAGUUUACAUUUUAUAGAAUGUUACAUUAAAUGAAAUACUUUCAGCAAAAUUUGCAACCAUUGUUACUGAUACCAACAGAUUCAACAAUAAGUGGAAAAAUGAGGAUUUAUAUUGUUUCUUAUUUAUUUCUGAUUACGAAUUCAGCUUUUGGUUUCACUCUAGAGCAAGUUAUGGAGAGAGUAGAUUAUAUUGAAGACAGAGUUAAUAAAGAGAGCAAAUUCAGAAGAGAUGGCUUUAAGACGCUCAUAAAUGAAAUAGGUUCCUUGAAAACAAUGCUUCAACAAGUAUUGGAGAAUAAAAUUGAAGUCAAAGAUACUGAGACUGUCCAGGACACUAAAAAUACUCGUUCAGAUCUAGAGCAAAAAUUUCUGUUGUUGACAAAUGCCUUUAUGAAAGAAAAAAUAUUGAACAAGCGGUUUCGGCGAGAAAUUCCAGAAUUACAAAGACAAGUUCAGGAUUUGAAAUCAAGAUCUGACCAAAUUUUCAAAGGUGUCGAAGAGACACUAAGUGGAAUAGAAUUUAUUAAAAACCAGAACAGAGAAAGACAAGAAACUUUUAUUAUGCUUGAAGAUGAAAUACCUAAAAUAAAAGGAUAUUCAUUAAACUUGCUUGAACAAUUUGAAAAUACAGAAAUUACUGAAGCAGAAAAUUUUAGCAAAAUAAAAAAUGACACAAAAGAGAUAAAGAAAAACAUAGAACACCUCAAAGACAACCAAGAACUGUGUUUGGAAAAUAUAAACAUUAAUAACAAUUUGACAAAGAGACCGGAAGAACUUGUCAGUGGAAAGGUGUUUGUCAGUAAAGAGAACGAUUCAGUAACAACCGAUCACCAUGAGAGGGAGUGCAACUGCUCGGUUUCAUCAUGUCCAGUAAAUAGCACACCUUCUCCCGAUGACCCGAUGGCCUCUUACAAGUCUUGUUUGGAAUUGUAUGACAGCGGGUUUAAAUCUAACGCUAUAUAUAAAAUAGAAAUUGAAAAGGAAAGAAACAUUUCUGUCUAUUGUGACAUGACUACUGACGGUGGAGGGUGGACAGUAUUUCAACGACGCCAAGAUGGCUCUGUCGACUUUUUCCGAUACUGGAAUGAAUAUGAAACUGGAUUUGGCAACUUGACAGGUGAAUUUUGGCUCGGGAACAAAUUUUUGAAUCUACUAACUGAUAAUGAUGAACCACAUGAACUGAGAAUCGAUUUAGAAGAUCAUGACGGCAAUCGUGCCUAUGCCAAAUACAGCAGUUUCAAGGUUGGAUCAAGGAAAACAAACUACAAACUGGAAGUGAGUGGUUACACAGGAAAUGCUGGUGACUCGCUAGCAGAAUCUGAUUCAUCUUAUGGCCCCCAUGAUCAAAUGGAAUUCACCACCAGAGAUGCAGAUAAUGACAAAGCAUCUUCUAAUUGUGCUUCGUUAUGGGAAGGGGCAUGGUGGUUCAAAGCUUGUUAUGACUCGCAUUUAAACGGGCUCUAUCAGGACCAGUCAAAAUGCAAGUCCGAAUGGGACUGCAUUAUCUGGAAUACAUGGAAGGGUUCAUAUUACGCCCUAAAAUUCACUGAAAUGAAAUUUAGAUGAGAUAGUGCCAGAGGUACUCUGAAAAACUAAACAAUGAGUUUCUUUAAUUUUAUAAAGAAAAUGUACAUCUCAAAAUAUUUCGUUAUAUUGAUAUUUAUCCACAGAAAAAACCUUUAUUAAAUAGUUAUGAUAUUA